Molecule: messenger RNA, 1111 nt
Organism: Cydia pomonella (codling moth)
Lineage: Eukaryota; Metazoa; Arthropoda; Insecta; Lepidoptera; Tortricidae
Exons: 1
Coding region: 210-905 (231 amino acids)
Source: RefSeq, a predicted model, not a curated record
AAUAAAAAUCAACUUCUUCCACCACUUAACCGGCAAAAUGUGUAAUUGACCCUGAAAUAUCAAGCCCAAUUAGUGUAGAUUAUACAACCUAUUUUAUAUAAUAGCCGUAAUAAGCUGUAUCAUGUCAUAAACGACAGCUAUCUGCCAAUCAAAUCUGCCAAAAUAUAAACAUAAUUAUUUGCAGCUACCAGGAACUUAUUACAAACGUAAUGGAUGCUUCGAAUCCAACAAAGCUUCCUCCUUACAACUGGAUAAAAGACGCAAAGAUUUACAACAAAAAUUACGCUUUGAUUCCGCCGGAUUGGAUUAAAACAAACGCAGAUAUAGUCGUCAUCCUUUUCAUUUCUAAUAAUGUAGAUAGGGAGGGAAUAGUCCAGAAAUUUUAUAAUAUCUACGAAAGUGUCAAACACGCGAAUGUGCCUCUAGAAGUUAUACAUGUGCCAUUAGACGAGAAUAAAUUACUAAUGAGGCAAAGCUUCGAGCAGCAAGCGAACUGGUUCACGCUUCUGCACGAUGAUCCCCUGGUACUCAUCCUGACUUAUUUGUAUGAAGUAUCAUAUAUUCCAUAUUUUGUUGUCAUAAAACCUGAUGGAACCAUUGUCUCUAACACUGGCAAUCGAGAUUUGGAGCAAUAUGGUAAGAAUGCAAUCAUAGCUUGGUUGUCUCCAUUGGCGUGUGUGAAACAUACUAGAAAACUGGCCGAUGAAGCGGCUAUGUAUGGAUCUAAGUGGAGGUAUUUGAUUAAACAAGAAGAUGAGGAAAAGAAAGAAUAUCCGAGGAGGUUUACGAGCGAUGUGUCCAAGAAUAGCGCGCGACCAGGAUUGAUGCCAGUGAGGCGCAGCGCGAUGAAGGAAAGUGCGGGGGCCCAGACUGAAGCCGUGGAGAAACCAUCUUCUGUACCGUGACGUAGAGUUUUACCGGAUUGAUAAAGAUGACGCCCGGUGUAUCCUUUUUAUUAGGUACUUUAUAAGAUUUUCUGCCAGGAGUUUGGUUUCUUUGGCAUGUUCUGCAGCGCAAAUUGCUUGACAGAUUUUAAUUCCUGAUGUUGUUAAACUAACCACUUAUCUGUGAUAUUGGCUAUAAUGUUAAUAAAUACUGAAUUUAAUUUUAA